AAGCAUUCAUAUUUUAUAUUUUUUGCCAUAAUGUAUGAUGUUUUUGACGGUUUUUAUGUUUCAAAAUAUAAAAUCAAUAUUUUUAUGUUCAUUUCAGUUAAAACAGUUCAAUCAAUUAUAUUUACAUUUUAUGAUUAAUUUAAUUAUUUUAGUUAAAAACUUUCAUUACAUAUUAUACAGAAAAAUAAAUUAUACAUUACGAAACAAAUGUAGUUUACAUAACCUUUUUACUCGGUUUAGGUGUGCUACAUAGCUAUGUGCCGCCUAUAACAUUUUUUGGUUUUUCCUUUAUUAAAUUUCCUUUUUUGUAAGGUGUUAGUUUUCUAAAAAAAUAAGUUAAAUUAUGUGUAUUUUUCCUUAAAAAAAUAAAUUUGCUAUUUUAUAUUUUACACGUGUGUUAUUUUGCUAUCCCUAAAAAAUUAAGACAAACGGAAGGACAAUUUGUAGUUUGCUAUUGAUAAUUCAGAAUUCUUCCUCCACCAAUUGCUUCCACGCCAAAUUCAGCCGACCAUGAUCCCCAAAGAAUCUAGACCAAAGCAGAAAAGCAAUAAGACCAAGGCUCAAUCGUUCUCGUCACUACCAGAUGAAAUCGUAGAGAACAUUCUUGCACGUAUCUCAAACUGGAAUUACCCUAAUCUCUCUCUGGUCUCCGAGAGAUUCCGCUCUAUCAUCUCUUCUCCUGAGCUCUACACAACGCGGUCUCGCAUCGAAACCACCGAACCAUGCCUCUAUUUCUGCUUAGAAGACUCUCCCAAUAUCUCAUCUCCUAAAUGGUUUAGUCUUCGGAUGAAACCUGCUAAUGAAACCCUAAAAGACGACUAUGAUAUUCUUGGAGACUAUUCGUUGGUUCCGGUACCGUCUAGUCCCCAUACUCAUCAAGUAGACUAUUCUCCUACCAUAGUUGUUGGUUCGGAAAUAUAUUUAAUCGGUGGACCCUCCAAAGGACCGCCGUCUUCCCUUGUCCGUAUCCUUGAUUGUCGGAGUCACACGUGGCUUGAUGGUCCUAGCAUGUCUGUGCCACGUGCGGGUGCGUCUGCUUAUUAUAUUCAUGGGAAAAUAUAUGUAAUGGAAAGAUGCAGGAAGGACGAUGACAACUGGAUGGAAGUAUUGGACAUAAAGACACAGACUUGGAGUCCCUUGCUGAGCCAUGGAGCUACUGAGUUUCGAAUUCGCAGCGGCUGGUUUAUAAUCAAACUGUUUAGAGGAAAUAUUUACGUAAUUGGUAGUAAGAACUAUGUUUAUGACCGGAACAAAGAUACGUGGGAAGUUGUGAAAACGCACGAUUUGAGAUUCAGAUGUAUACUUGCAGCAGAUGGGUGUGUGAUUAAGAAUGUUACAUAUAGGUAUACAAGCGAUGGUUCUCUCGUACGGUUUAGUUACAAUAGGAGAGGGUGGGUAAGAGUCAAGGGCUGGGAUUUGGAACUGUUGCGUACGCAUAGAAGAUAUAAGUUUUCAGGGUAGUGUGUGCUUAGUAUACGUAACCACGGUGGGAAACUUUUAGUCAUGUGGUCUCCCAGGUUUGAGGAAAACAACGAAAAAUCAGAAAGCAGAAUUUGGUGCGCAAAAAUCGCGUUAGAAGGGAGUAGAAAUGGGGUUUGGGGUAGAGUGGAGUGGGUUAAUGAAGUGCUUACUGUCACCAGGUCGUAUAAGUUCUUGAGUUGUGUAGUCAGUUGGAUUUGAUUUGAGGAUUCUUGAAAGAUGGUAUUUGUUCUGUCUCUCAUGAUAAUAGUUUGAGAUCUAUAAUG
Brassica rapa (field mustard) is the source of this 1745-nucleotide messenger RNA. RefSeq names its product F-box/kelch-repeat protein At5g39560. Gene Ontology annotation, molecular function: protein binding. Lineage: Eukaryota; Viridiplantae; Streptophyta; Magnoliopsida; Brassicales; Brassicaceae. The record is from RefSeq and is a predicted model, not a curated record.